GCCCUUUGUCUAUAUUGCCGCCAGAGAAGGUCUCCAAAGAAGAAGAAAAAAUUGCAUUGAAACCAUUGUUAAACCUUCGUUUCAAGUUAAAGUCAUAUAGAAACAUAAAUUGCAAUAGAAAAAAAAAAGGAAUUGGAGCAUAUCUAAGACGGAAAGCCCUCAGUGUAUUUGUAUACAUAGUACGUGGAACGUGCUACCCUAUGCUUUUUUAGAAGUUUUUUAUUCACAUUUACAUCUUGUCUAAAAAAAGAUUCUGAAUUCGCUAGGAUCAGUUUUUCUUGCUUAUUUGUUCAUUCGGGAAUUGAAAACUUGUUAGAGGACUUCCGUUGGCAUUGAGAAAUAAUUGAUUUAUUGGCUUGAAUCUCAUACAUUUUCCUAUUUUCGUCCUGCCUCUUAAGUAUCCGUCGGAAAAGGUAACUAUCUUUCUCUUUGGUCAUCGUAACAUUUGGUUUUCCUUUUACACUUGUGCUGCUCAAUUUCAGAUUGUAAACAUUUCUGGCUAAAAUAUAACUGUUUGUUUCUUAUUGAGCCUUUUUUUUUUCAUACACGUGCUUAUACUCCUGAAUUAAAAGUUCGUUAGACGACAGCUCUUCCUGGAGUCAACACAUUGAUCUUUUAAUUUCUCGUAUAGCUUGGCUGGAUAAAAAAAAAAAAAAACCAAAGAAUCUGUGUUAAUUAAUUGCCCUUCCCCUUGUUCGUUUGCGACCUUCCCCUAUUGUCUUAAAAAGCCCCUUAUAGUUAAACAACCUCGCUUUUUGGAAUUUUACUGGUAUUUUUUUUUAUUAUUCCUUUCCUAUCUGUCUGUAACCAUUGCAUUCGUUUUUCUUUUGUUUCUGGCUUCUCCUAUUUCGGCUCGUUACCCUUUGUUUAUUUUCCGCUAAUUUCUUUCUUAUUUUUUCGCAUCUAUUUAUUUUUUUGAUUAUUAAGCUACUUAUCCUAACUUUCCUUUGAUUAAUUAACUACAAAAUGAGAGAAUCCAAUGUGAGCGUUGUUUGGAAUAAUAGAGCCUCUGUCACUAUCAACACGGUUUUGUAUGACCGUCGUGCUCUUGAUUGUGAUUCAGAAAUGGCUCUUAUGAAUUCCUUGAGUCAUCUCGCAUACUUAACAUCUACUUCACCCAAAAUCCGAGAAAUUCUUACUAUAGACGGUGGCUUGGUCCGAUUAAUGAAUAUUUUGCGAGCUGGAAGAGGACAAACGUUUGCUCGUAUGACUAUCUGGCAACUUGCCUUGCAGUGUGUCGUUAAUGUCGGUAUCCGGGGCUCAGAAGCUAUCAGAAUUCGCGUAGUUGAAGCAGGAAUCGUUCCUAUUGUUGUAACACUCUUGGAUGACUUUUUGUUUGCUCUUGAAUCUGUGGUUCCUUCUACUAACCGGACAGCAAGUACUUUUACGUCUGUAUCUACGCCGCCUCCAAACAACUCUUUAGCCCCAUUAGACUCAAACUCGAUGGAUGCGAUUACUGAAAAUAACUCUCCUUUAAAUUCGUUAUACGUUGGCGGUGAUUUGUCUUCUCCUUACCCGAACAAUAUUUCUGGACGGAGGAACGUCGCCGUUGAAGUUAGAGACAGUAACGAAUUUCAAAAUCGAAAUCGUUCAACUAAUCGUGAAGAUAAUGGGAGAGAAUUUGCAGAUACUGGUUCUUCACAGGGUCACUCUGCUGUCUAUUCUCAGGACGCAUAUGGCGAUUCUCAAGUCCAGUCUCCUUUUACUAUUCAAAGAUUACCGUCUUCAGCCUCAAGUACCUCCUUUUCCAACGAAAAUAUAAAUCCUGUUUCAUCCCCUUCCCCUUCCUCUCCAAGUAUGUCCCAAAAUGGAGUUGCUUCCAGGGAUAGUUCCAAUUCGGAUACCGCUCCUUCUGACCGCCCUAACUCUUUAAAUCUCUUCACACCUUUACCUGUAAAUCCUUUAAAUACGGUCCAGGAGGCUUCUCGUGUAUCAGAUCAAUUAUCUAUGUCUAUAGCUCAGCAGCAAGCGAUAAUUCGUCGUCGUCGCGCUCAGCGGGCAAUUUCUAUUCCUACUCCCUUAGUAUUAUUUGAAGCACGAAGGCUCGAGAAUACUGCAGAUUUUCAAGGAAUCACUUCAUUUUUUGAUAAUUUCGACAAAAAAAUCAAUAAACUUCCUAGGGAGGAAGAUAUACUUUACGGGUUGCAAAUCUUGGCUUAUACGAGUAAAAAUUACUUUCACCUACGGCCUCAUUUUGAGAUAUCCAAAGACGUGCCUAGCUUACGUAUGUCGCCGUUGCGCAGCGGGAACAAAGUUUGGAAUACCUUUCAACUGGUUGAGCAGUUCACCUUAAAGUUUUACCCGCCACAAAUUCAAUACUGGGCCAGAGCUAUAAUGAACAACUACUGCCGAAAGGAUGAGAGUCGUGGAGGAAUUCGUCGUUGCGCAAGUUUGCAAUGUAAUAAAUGGGAAGAACACAGCCGUCAAUUUGCCAAAUGCAGGCGUUGUCGUCGUACUAAAUAUUGCAGUAAAGAAUGCCAACAGCAAGCUUGGCCUGGACAUAGUCGAUGGUGUCGUGUUAUACACAAAGAUGCUCGGUCUUCUAGGCGAGAGGUUGGAAAGCAACUUUCGCAAGUACCGGGAGCGGGAGUAGAAUCAGGACCCGUUGCAACAAACUCUGGUGUAGGGAUACAUAGUAAUACGCCAGAAGCUUCUGAAUCCAAUUCGUCAACCGCAACUGCACAAAAUUCCAAUAUAUAAAAUCUUUCGUUAUCGCUUCUAGAAAUUCUCUACAUCCAACGACAAUCCGUGCAUACCGACAGGUCUUUAAUAUUGUCUCCAGCAAAAACUAAAAAUCUGCCAAUUUAGAUCUCUCAAAUUAUUUUUAUUGGAUGAAAAUAUCUGCUGCUAAUGAUUUAUUCUAUCUCACUUUUGGGGUUACACAGAUUACUGCUUUUACUUAGUUCACAUUAAUGUCUACUAUGGCUUCCUUAAACGUAAUAUUUCUCUAAUUUUUUAUUAGUAUUUAAAGUCCAUGAUCAUGUUAUAUUAAUAAUUUUCAAUAUUGU
Messenger RNA from Schizosaccharomyces cryophilus OY26, 3008 nucleotides. RefSeq names its product zf-MYND type zinc finger protein. The transcript has a single exon. Lineage: Eukaryota; Fungi; Ascomycota; Schizosaccharomycetes; Schizosaccharomycetales; Schizosaccharomycetaceae. Gene Ontology annotation, cellular component: MUB1-RAD6-UBR2 ubiquitin ligase complex. The record is from RefSeq and is a predicted model, not a curated record. The coding region runs from base 967 to 2700 and encodes 577 amino acids. Gene Ontology annotation, biological process: establishment or maintenance of cell polarity; ubiquitin-dependent protein catabolic process.